Messenger RNA from Oncorhynchus kisutch (coho salmon), 867 nucleotides. Its product is annotated as proline-rich protein HaeIII subfamily 1-like. The transcript is spliced from 2 exons. Bases 1 to 867 code for a protein of 288 amino acids. Lineage: Eukaryota; Metazoa; Chordata; Actinopteri; Salmoniformes; Salmonidae. The record is from RefSeq and is a predicted model, not a curated record.
AUGGACAAGCAGGCCUCUCAGCCCACUCUAGCCCAGCAGAGUGCACCAUGUUUUACACUGCCCCCUGGAGGAGAAUGUCUGCCCCCUGGAGGAGAAUGUCUGCCCCCUGGAGGAGAAUGUCUGCCCCCUGGAGGAGAAUGUCUGCCCCCUGGAGGAGAAUGUCUGCCCCCUGGAGGAGAAUGUCUGCCCCCUGGAGGAGAAUGUCUGCCCCCUGGAGGAGAAUGUCUGCCCCCUGGAGGAGAAUGUCUGCCCCCUGGAGGAGAAUGUCUGCCCCCUGGAGGAGAAUGUCUGCCCCCUGGAGGAGAAUGUCUGCCCCCUGGAGGAGAAUGUCUGCCCCCUGGAGGAGAAUGUCUGCCCCCUGGAGGAGAAUGUCUGCCCCCUGGAGGAGAAUGUCUGCCCCCUGGAGGAGAAUGUCUGCCCCCUGGAGGAGAAUGUCUGCCCCCUGGAGGAGAAUGUCUGCCCCCUGGAGGAGAAUGUCUGCCCCCUGGAGGAGAAUGUCUGCCCCCUGGAGGAGAAUGUCUGCCCCCUGGAGGAGAAUGUCUGACCCCUGGAGGAGAAUGUCUGCCCCCUGGAGGAGAAUGUCUGACCCCUGGAGGAGAAUGUCUGCCCCCUGGAGGAGAAUGUCUGCCCCCUGGAGGAGAAUGUCUGCCCCCUGGAGGAGAAUGUCUGCCCCCUGGAGGAGAAUGUCUGCCCCCUGGAGGAGAAUGUCUGCCCCCUGGAGGAGAAUGUCUGCCCCCUGGAGGAGAAUGUCUGCCCCCUGGAGGAGAAUGUCUGCCCCCUGGAGGAGAAUGUCUGCCCCCUGGAGGAGAAUGUCUGCCCCCUGGAGGAGAAUGUCUGCCCCCUGGAGGAGAAUGUCUGCCGUUUUAA